GCGCCUUCCCAGACUGCGCGCCCUUCGAACCCGCUGCGCUGGAUGCAGCGGUCGCGGUCGCCGUUGCCUCUCCUCGCGCGGCCUUCCCCGGCUUCGACCCAGCUGACCGUGAAGACGAUGGUUUUGGGGGCUUGGCGCACGGCGACGAUGGCGCCGCCUCGGGUCACGUGGCCGAUGGCACUGUCCCUCGCGCGCUCCACCUGAGCUUCCCAGUCCUGCUCGCCAGCGACGACGACAUCAUGGUCGACCUCCCCGCCAACGCCAGCGGUCCUGCUGGUCCCUCCGUUGCACGCGAGGGCGCCUUCCCAUGCCGCGCGCACCUCGACCCCGUGUCUUGCGAGGUGCUCGGCGAUGCCGACGACGCUGCACCUGCUGCUGCCCUUCUCGACGUCGACCCCGUGGACAGCGACGUCGGCGGCAUGCUGAACUACGACGGGGUCGCCAUCGCGACCGUCGAGUCCGCCGGGGACGACCUCCCCGACCUCGCCCCGAGCCACUCCGAGCCGAUCGACAGCGCGUCCGACAGCUCGGUCGGCCUCCUUGCCGACGCCAAUGGCGCCCUGAACUACUUCAACUUGAGCCUGAGAGGCUCGGUGCAG
Molecule: messenger RNA, 599 nt
Organism: Prorocentrum cordatum
Lineage: Eukaryota; Dinophyceae; Prorocentrales; Prorocentraceae
Source: the annotation of a GenBank genome assembly